This is a messenger RNA of Cadophora gregata, 2869 nucleotides long. RefSeq lists its product as uncharacterized. Lineage: Eukaryota; Fungi; Ascomycota; Leotiomycetes; Helotiales; Ploettnerulaceae. The record is from RefSeq and is a predicted model, not a curated record. The transcript has 2 exons. The coding region runs from base 495 to 2066 and encodes 523 amino acids.
CCCUCCUUGGUCGUCUCCUUUCGCAAAACGCAGUAGUAGGGGAAUACAAAGAAACCUCACUUCCCGCUCUCAUCCCCCGCGCCCUACCCUCUGCAAACGUCGCGAAUCCCCUCAGAAGUCACUCCUUGGCGCAAUCACUUCUCCGAUUCCAGUCUUUCCAGGCAAUUGUUCUUGUUUCGCGCCACAGCCGGAACUCCAACGCACGUCCUCCGCCCUAGGACACCAACCCUUCCUCCUAUCAGUUGUCCGGUUUGGAUCUUUGGUGACGGUCCUGUGCUUUGUCUGGAUCCUCAUAAAAACACAUCUGCUGGCGGUUUCUUUCCGUCUCUCGUUCGAGUCUAAUUCUGUAUCUUCAGAGACAUUCUUCUAUCCUCAUUCCGCCUAGUCAAAGCCACACUGAUCCUCGUUUGCGGACGACGCAUAUCCUACAAGACACAACAACAACCGUCAAGAUUGAUUCCUUCAACUUUGGCUUAGAGAAGCCUGAAGUCAAGAUGGCUGCGGUCUCCGCGCCGCAAGCCCCCAGUUCUCUCACACCUCCGAGUAGUUCCCAUGGAGGCCAGCAAUCCUGGAACUACGCUGUGCCAUCACAAUUAGAAAAUUCCCAAAAACUAUCGGAAUACAGCAAACCACCUCUGUCUAACACGAAUGGUCACGCCCUGGGCCACCAAACAUCUCGUACAGAUCUGACACAGCGAAGACCCGAAUACAACUCAGCUCGUUCCGCAGAAAGUGGAUAUUUAGCACCCGCACGAGUAAAUGCGUUGAAUCGCAAGGAUAGCAGUAUCAGCGAGACUGGAAGUGCUCCGGAUAGUCUACUCGAUCUCUACGGGCCGAACAGAAGCGGGAUUAAUAGCAUUGAUUACAGUGAUGUGAAGCAGGCCAAUACGGAGCAAUUCGAAGAUGAUGAUCCGGAACGCUCGCGUUGGAUACAUAGAGACAAACUUGCGCGCAUCGAAAGCCAGGAACUUCAAGCUGCAGGCAUAAUUCUUCCUCGAGCUCGCGCACCCAGUAAAUCCAGUCGGCGAGAGCACAGUAGGGACCAGCAAGGAAACGGAUUGAGAAGCGAGCAGGCCCAAAAGCGGCAGCGUGUUGGCUCAUUUCCUACUGAGGAAGAAGAGGCCCCAGAAAAUAAUGUGUGGGAUUUACGACUUCCAGGAGAAGCUGCUGAGGAUCAAGGGGAUAUUUACCAGGACGUUAGUGGGGGAGUGAAAGGUGUUUCACGCAUACCGGUUAUGAAGACCAGCCCUCUUCCUAUACCACUUCAACAUCUGGAGCGUGAUACCCCGAUCCGCAGAUCAGGCCUAGUGGAGGAAGACUCGAUAUCAUAUUCAAAAUCCCGCGGACGGAGCCAGAGUAUUAAGGGCGUUGAAGAUCCAGUAGCAACACCAACUCCUGCUAAACGGCUACUCUCCGAAAACUCUCCAACAAAGAAGACCCCCUUGAGGAAAGGCUCCGUACCUGCAAAUCGUGCUGCCUCGGCUUCUCAGCGGCCAAAAACGAGAUCUGGUUCGAACCAAGUUAAUGCAGCAGGGCAGAGACCGCCAACUCGAUCUGGCGAGCUUGGCCCAAGCAACAGCAUCAGCAAGCGGCCUGAGGGAGAUCCUCCGUGGCUGGCAACGAUGUUCAAACCAGACCCCCGAUUACCACCCGAUCAACAACUUCUCCCAACGGUUGCCAGACGUCUACAGCAGGAACAGUGGGAGAAAGAGGGCAAAUUCGGAAAUACAUAUGACACAGCUUUUAGGCCUCUGAACGACGAAAGUCCUCGUACACCAGAGCCCCCAGCGGCUCCAGCGGCUCCAGCAGCAGAGGUAGAAGCAGAGAAGAAACCCGAGCAGUCAUUAGAUCCAGAGUGGCCAUUACGAGGAGGUCCAAAGAGCCCUGCAUUAAGCACAGGACGGCCAGGUACAGCCGGAACCGGGAGCUAUUCAACGAUGCCAAAAAUCCAUACUGGUAUACCUAUGGGCGUGGGUCCAUUACCAAGUCCGAAACCGCCUGUCAGAGUGCAAGACCUACCCGAAGAUUCGAAAAAGGGAGGCUGUGGAUGUUGUGCUGUGAUGUGAUUUAAUCGGCUCUUGAGCAAGCAAACUCAUUCAUUUCUUUGUGUAAAUUGGCGAAGCGGGCGGCCUAGCGAUGUGUUUUUUGUUCUCCGCGCCUUGAAGGCUGUGCCAGAUUCUGGAUGAGCGAGUUGCUGGGCAAAGCACAAGCAUACAUACAAAUUUGUCCGACACGGACUUGAACAUUUCCUUUUACUUCUUUCUAACCUGUCAUGACGUUACGACUCUCCUUAGUCUGAUUGUUUCCUUGCUGUGUUUACUGAAUGCGGGUUGAGUUGCUUGAUUGGUCGAUUGAUUCCCUGGUUGCCAUGGAUGCUACCAAAUUCUUUUCACCUAUUGCGAUAGAGAAAUGGAGUGAUGGAUGUGGCCAUCAGAGAAGAAUACAUUAAGAGGGCGGAACGAGAGACGCUAGGAGCAUGAGAGGAAGGAUUGCAUGAAGGGAUUGGAUGAGAUUCAUAGCCUGCUUGCUUCUUGCUUGUUUGAUAACACUUCCAGACUUGGGGAUGUGCGUUCUGCGAGACGCUGUGCCCGCAGCGAUUCCCUUCCUCCCACUCUAGAGCGUGCGGGGGAAGGAGAAGAGCGAAAGAAGAGUCAUUGUAUAGAUAUUAGUCCUUUCUUUUUUGAUUUCGUUGAUUUUCCUGGCGCUUUUUCCACGAUGCGUAGAUUUCGCACUGGAGCCAGGUAGCGAGCGAGCAAGAUGGAUAUGAGUGAAGGUGUGAUUUUGUGAUACAUAUGGAGUAGAAAGUUGGUUUGCGCAAGUAGAUGCAUUGCAGUGUGAGAGGAGAGAAAUUAAACAUUCGAAAACGAAG